CGAAAAAAUCCACCGCCAUUGCCAUAGCCAUAGUCACCAUGAAACUCAGAAUCAGAUGCUUCGAAACCAAAGAAACCAUAAAAAUCGAUGUACAAUCUUCAUCCUGCACUCUUCAAGAACUCAAAAAUCGAAUCACUCAAGCAUUACCAUCAUCAUCAACACCAAAUUCCGUUCAUCUUUCUCUCAAUCGAAAGGACGAACUUCAAUCUUCUGAAGAAGAUACGCUUCAAUCGAUUGGUAUUACCUCAGGUGAUCUUAUCUUCUUCACUCAAAAUCCAAUUGGGUUUUCAAUUUCAACUGAAACCCAUAUCCCCAAAUUGAAAAAAUCGGACACCCAAAUCGUCCAAGAAUCUGAAAUAGUGAAAAAAUUGGACACCCAAUUUGUUCAUGAAUCUGAAACAGUGAAAGAAAUGGACACCCAAAUCGACCAAUCGGAACCCCACGAGACGAAAACUCAAAAUUCUAUACCUGGGGGUGAGGAAAUGGAGGAGUUUAUGGAGGUAGAUGAUAAUGGAGAUUACAGUGAUGUGAAUUUUACGAAAUCGUUUUCUGUACCUGGGUUUUUGAGGAAAGUGUUUACAGAGGAGCUAAACGAUGACGAUGGUAGCCGUGACCAUAAGCUGUUGGUGGUUGCUGUUCAUGCUGUUUUUGUAGAAUCUGGGUUUGUUCUUCUUGACCCUAUUACGUUUACUGAAGUUAGUGUAUCUCAAUUUUUGAAAUAUUGGUCUUCUGGAUCUCGAAAGACACUGUUUUACACCAUACCUGAGGUUAUUGAUCAUGUAAAAGGAGGUAAUUGUAAUGUGAUUCACUGUAUUGAGUUAAAGUUUCAGUCUUUAGGGAAGUUCUUUAUUGCUCAUGGGUCAUUAUCCGGUGGGGGGUUGGUUUCCACGUUUAGAGUGACGUUAAACGAAGAUCAAUUGGUUCCGUUUUUGAAUGUUGUGUGGGCUAAUUGUGGAUUGAAUGAGGUAGUAGAUGGGGAUUUUGGAGAGAAGGAAGUGUUUGUGUUUUGGAGGAAUGUAAAGGAUGGGCUUGUAUUGCCAUUGUUGAUUGAUUUGUGUGAAAAGUCUGGUUUGGUGCUUCCACCGUGCUUUACGCGACUUCCAACGGACCUUAAGUUGAAGAUUUUGGAGUCACUUCCGGGUGUUGAGAUAGCGAAAGUGAGUUGUUUGAGCUCUGAAUUGCGAUAUUUGGGUUCGAGUGAGGAUUUGUGGAAGAAGAAAUAUGUGGAGCAGUUUGGUGAUGGUGAGAUAUCGGGAGAAGGAGGACAUUGGAAAGAGAAGUUCGUUAAGUCUUGGGAGAGUAGGAAGAGAAGGAAAGUGAUUAAUAGAAGAAGAGUGGUUGAUGGGUUGCGAAUUUUAGGGGGUCGUCAUCCAUUUCCGGUACCUUGGAUGCCACAUGUAAUCGGUGGAGAUUAUGAUCUUUUCCCUCCACAAUUUGAUAAUACUGGAAAUCCGUUAGGGCGGGCACCACCUUCUCGAUUGCUCCAUCCGUGGUCAAACCAUGUACGUCGUUGUCAUCUUGGAGGACAUAGGAGCAACUUCCCUUGAAGUCUUUAGCAGUAAGCUGUGUAGUUUAUGUCUAUGAUAAGUAGUGCAAUAGGUUUCAGUUGCAAGUUUUUGUUAAUAUGGUACUUUUGGAAGUGAUCUUUUUAUGUUCCAUUUGGAAAUUUCAAAACUUUUAUCGUAUCGAAAAAGAAACGUUCCAUUUGGAAAUUUCUGGUUUUGGUGUUUGGAUAACUCUUAGGCAGUUGUUUUUGUUCUAUUUCCUUUUUCUGUUUAUGCAAAAACAGUGAAUGUAAUCUGCU
Solanum stenotomum is the source of this 1804-nucleotide messenger RNA. RefSeq names its product F-box protein SKIP22-like. Bases 39 to 1547 code for a protein of 502 amino acids. Lineage: Eukaryota; Viridiplantae; Streptophyta; Magnoliopsida; Solanales; Solanaceae. The transcript has a single exon. Gene Ontology annotation, molecular function: protein binding. The record is from RefSeq and is a predicted model, not a curated record.